Messenger RNA from Auxenochlorella protothecoides, 1434 nucleotides. RefSeq names its product DEAD-box ATP-dependent RNA helicase 42. NCBI's taxonomy places the organism in Eukaryota, Viridiplantae, Chlorophyta, Trebouxiophyceae, Chlorellales, Chlorellaceae. Gene Ontology annotation, molecular function: RNA binding; ATP binding; RNA helicase activity. The record is from RefSeq and is a predicted model, not a curated record. The transcript is spliced from 6 exons. Bases 1 to 1434 code for a protein of 477 amino acids.
AUGGCGCCCACGCGGGAGCUGGUGUCCCAGAUCACGCGCGAGGUGCGGCGCUUCGGCAAGCCCCUGGGCGUGCGCGCCACGGCGGUGUACGGCGGUUCCGGCGUGGCCAACCAGAUCUCGGAGCUGAAGCGUGGGUCCGAGGCCGUGGUGUGCACGCCCGGGCGCAUGAUCGACAUCCUGGUGACCAGCGGCGGCAAGAUCACAAACCUGCGCCGCGUGACCUACCUGGUGCUGGACGAGGCGGACCGCAUGUUCGACAUGGGGUUUGAACCCCAGAUCGCGCGCAUCGUGAACAACAUCCGCCCCGACCGCCAGACCGUCAUGUUCUCGGCCACCUUCCCACGCCAGGUGGAGGGCCUGGCCCGCGCGCUGCUGGCCGACCCCGUGGAGAUCCAGGUGGGGGGGCGGUCGGUGGUCAACGCCGACAUCGCGCAGUUCGUGGAGCUGCGGGCCGAGGAGGACCGCCUCUGGCGCCUGCUGGAGCUGCUGGGCGAGUGGUACGAGCGCGGCAAGCUCCUCGUCUUCGUCGCCAGCCAGGAGCGGUGCGACAACCUCUUCCGCGACCUCCUGCGCCACGGCUACCCCUGCCUCUCCCUGCACGGCGGCAAGGACCAGAGCGACCGCGAGAGCACCAUCUCCGACUUCAAGUCUGACGUCUGCAACAUCCUCAUCGCCACCUCGGUGGCGGCGCGGGGCCUGGACGUGAAGGACCUGGUGCUGGUGGUCAACUACGAUGUGCCCAACCACCUGGAGGACUACGUGCACCGCGUGGGGCGCACGGGGCGCGCAGGGCGCGCGGGCACCGCCGUCACCUUCAUCGCGCCUGAGGAGGAGCAGCACGCGCCGGACGUGGUGCGUGCGCUGCGCGAGUCGGGGGCAGCGGUGCCCGCCGACCUCGCCGCCCUGGCCGAGUCCUUCGAGGCCAAGCGCAGGGCGGGCACCGCCAAGCUGCACGGCUCCGGGUUCGGCGGGUCGGGCUUUAAGUUCUCCUCUGCCGAGGACAACCUGGUCAAGGCCCUGCGCAGGGCCACCGCCAAGGAGUACGGCAUCGUGGAGGGCGACGAGGAGGAGGAAGCGGCGGCCGCCGAGGGCGGGGACGGCAUCCGGGAGGUGGUCAAGAAGGAGCUGGACAUGCAGAGCACGACGGAGCUGGAGAUCAACGACUUCCCCCAGCGCGCGCGGUGGAAGGUCACGCACCGCGACACCAUCAACGACAUGGGGGAGCUGGGCGCGGCGGUGGUCAUCAAGGGCACCUUCUACCCGCCCGGCGCCAAGGUGGCCGAGGGCGACCGCAAGAUUUACCUCCACAUCGAGGGACCGACGGAGCAGAUCGUGCGGCGCGCCAAGGGCGAGAUCAAGCGCAUCAUCGAGGAGGAGACGGAGCGGGCGAUGCGGCGCGAGGCCCCGGCGGCGGGGAGGUACUCCGUCAUGUAG